GUAUUCAGAAGACUCUGACGGGAGAACUACAUUGGUCAGACAACGUUUGUUGAAACAUGACUGAAAAAGAUGAGCAAGAUAUCCAACUGGAUCCUACACUUGACACUAAACAGCCUCUUGUUGACUCCAACUCAAUUACGAACGCUGAGCAAAACAUGGAGAAAUGUGAUGUCGAAGAUAAUUCUACUCGAGAGAAAUGGAGCAGUAAAGCAGAAUUUAUGCUGUCUUCUCUUGGAUACUGCGUGGGGUUUGGAAAUAUCUGGCGCUUUCCUUAUCUUUGCUAUAAAAAUGGAGGAGCAUCAUUUCUCAUUCCAUAUUUCUUGAUGCUGGUGGUCAACGGUAUUCCAUUGUUCUUUCUCGAGCUCGCUAUUGGCCAGUGGUUCAGCUCGGGUGUUAUUGGGGUGUGGAAGUCAAUCUGCCCUCUGUUCAAAGGACUAGGGUAUGCAAUAUGUAUGGUAUCAUAUCUAUGCUGUAUCUACUACAUCGUCAUUCUCUCGUGGACUUUCUACUUCCUGUUUAUGUCAUUUACAUCAACUGUCCCAUGGAGCACCUGUGAUAAUUCAUGGAACACUGACUACUGCAGGACCGAAAGAAAAACAGGGGCUUUGAUCAAUUGUACGGAAGGUGGUAUCACUAUCCCUAAUUGUACCCACAAACCAACUUCACCAAGUGCUGAAUUCUGGAGCAACAAUGUCCUUGAGAUAACUGGAGCUAUAGAAGAUCUUGGUGACAUGCGUUGGCCAUUGUUUGGAACUCUUAUUCUGUCUUGGAUUGUGGUGUAUUUCUGUCUCUUUAAAGGCAUCAAAUCAUCAGGGAAGGUUGUUUAUUUUACUGCCACCUUUCCAUUCAUCGUACUGUUCAUUCUGAUGAUACGCGGUGCCACGCUGGAAGGUUCUUUGGAUGGUGUCAACUUUUAUCUUAACCCUGACUUUGAGAAACUAGCUGAUCCYCAGGUUUGGAUUUACGCUGCUACUCAAAUCUACUGGUCUCUUGGUGUUGGUUUUGGUACUCUGAUCACCUUUGGCAGCUACAACAAGUUUAACAACAAUGUUCAUAAGGAUGCCAUGAUUAUUUCAAUGACGAACUGCGGCACCAGUUUCUUCGCUGGUUUCGUUGUGUUCAGUGUYCUUGGGUUCAUGGCUUACACUCUGGAAUCAACAGUAGCAGAGGUUGCUACAUCUGGACCUGGACUGGCAUUUGUUGUCUACCCAGAAGCCAUUGCACAGAUGCCCAUCUCAACAUUAUGGKCCAUCUUGUUUUUCUUCAUGUUGAUUACACUGGGACUUGACAGUCAGUUUGCAACCAUCGAAGCUGUUAUUACUGGUAUUGUCGAUGAGUAUCCAUGGUUACGAGAGACCAAGUGGCGUAAACCUGGCUUUGUUGCUGUCCUGUGYAUAUCGAUGUUCUUUCUUGGUUUGCCUUGUGUUAUGCAGGGUGGUAUGUGGUGGUUUAAUCUCAUGGAUUACCAAACGGCCGGUCUAUCUUUACUGAUUGUAGCACUGCUUGAAAUAGUCACCAUUGGCUGGGUYUAUGGUGUUGAUCGAUUUUCWAGCGAUGUUGAACUCAUGACCGGUAGAAAACCAUUUUUGUGGUUUCGUAUUGCUUGGAAGUAUCUCUCGCCUAUAGUCACAAUCGCAAUCAUCAUGGCCAACAUUGUUCAAUGGGGAGGCGUGCAGUACAACAAAGUUAAAUAUCCAGACUGGGCCGAGUUCCUUGGUUGGUUGAUGUUUCUAUCAUCUGUUAUCUUUAUACCAGUAAUGGCCAUCCAUGAACUAUACAAUACACCUGGGACUUUAUUAGAGCGUGUAAAGCACUGCUUACAACCAAACCACGCAGCCAUUGCUAAGAUACAACGUGAAAGUACCAAAGGAACUACCCCUACGAUUUAUCUGUAAAGGCGUGUGGAUCACGACUUACCCAUCAAAUUUUGCUCGAUCAUUGAGCUCAUUGAUAUAUUUUAACAUUGUCGUAAUGUUAGACAAGUUUUAAUAGUGAUAUCCGUCAUGAUGCAAAAUACUCAUGAUAAACGUAUUACGUAAAGCUAAACUCGGGCGAUAGCAAUAACAGUCUCCUUAAGGGCGGAUCCAGGGAGGAGCAAAGGGGUGCUGUAGACCCCCUUUAAACAUUAAAAUUUUACCGCUUAAAUAUUUUAUAACAAAUAAAGCACAUUUAGGCCCCCUUUAAACCAUUUAGCCUCCCCACUUUUAAAUCUUUUUAAAAAUAUUUCAGCUGGAACCGCCCUUACUUUUGCAGGGUGAAGCAAAUGGCGGACUUASAUUUUACUAAAUUUUAAAUGGAGAAAAAGUAAUCCAAUAAUGCCAAACAAUUUGGUAGCUUAUACGAUAAAAUUGAAUUGAUAUCAUACAUAUAAAAUUUUAUUAAACAAAUUUUUUAUAACCGAUUGAAGAAUAAGAAAUUUAAAUUAAAGAUAAGGGUGCUAUUCAAUAUAAUGAAUAUCUUGAAUUAUGUUAUUAUAAGUAAKGUGGUCCAGCAAUAUUGGUACAGGGAUUUGGUAAAUAUAACAAGUAGAAUGAUGUUUGAAAAUACUAUUAAGUCUUACGUGAAAUUUGCACUUUGUUUUAUUUAUAUCUUAUGGCAAUACACAUUCUUACACUUAUAAAAAUAAAUAAAGAAACGUUGAAGGUUUGGACCGCUGUUGUCCCGAUAUUUA
Molecule: messenger RNA, 2671 nt
Organism: Exaiptasia diaphana
Lineage: Eukaryota; Metazoa; Cnidaria; Anthozoa; Actiniaria; Aiptasiidae
Product: sodium- and chloride-dependent GABA transporter 1
Exons: 15
Coding region: 57-1895 (612 amino acids)
Biological process (GO): sodium ion transmembrane transport
Cellular component (GO): membrane
Source: RefSeq, a predicted model, not a curated record